Messenger RNA from Hippoglossus stenolepis (Pacific halibut), 7993 nucleotides. Its product is annotated as echinoderm microtubule-associated protein-like 6. Lineage: Eukaryota; Metazoa; Chordata; Actinopteri; Pleuronectiformes; Pleuronectidae. Bases 1546 to 7491 code for a protein of 1981 amino acids. The record is from RefSeq and is a predicted model, not a curated record. Gene Ontology annotation, molecular function: microtubule binding. The transcript has 45 exons.
GAAAACACCACAGUGAUGAGACUCUGCGUCCAGGGAGGGUCUCCAUUAGGGUCUGCAGUCCGGUGUCCUGUCAGCUGAGUCUGUCUGUCUGUCUGUCUGUCUGUCUGUGUGCCUGUCUGUCUGUGGUCAGAGGGACAGCGGGAGGAUGCUCUCCUCCCAACGGGAAUCGGGACUCUCCUCACUCGUCAUCCGGCCGGGAUGCUGCGGUCUGAGCCCGGGGCUUCUCCCCUCCUCUGCCCGCUGAAGUUGGACCAUCUGCGGGGAUUAAACACUGGUUUCAGUCGCUCCCUCUCUGGAUCUGUCCGAGCGUCUCCCAGGGGACAAUAAUCCGCCUGUUUUUUUUUUUUAUAUUCUGUGAUUCUGGAUCAUUUGACAUCACGUCCCUGUGACUCUGGUGGAUUUUUUUUUACUCGCGCACAGAUUUGUGAAUGGGUCCGUGAGCCGCCUCCCCGCGCCGCCGUGCGUUAUUGCGCGGAAGGGAUGAUGUGAGCGCACAGGAGAAAAAAGAGAAAGCUCCCGUGCUGUAGUAACCAUGGCUGGUCCCGAGGUCGAGGAUUAGUGUCAGGAGGGAUUAUUUUUCUCCAGGAGCAGAAUCCUCCAUCAGUUUGCUGUGUUUUAUUUUUUUUAUUCCAACAGUGUCUCUGCCUCUUUGGUUCCUGGACACGAGGAGAAGUUUUCCACACGCGUUUCAGUCUUUUCUUUAUUUCUGUCUCUGCAUCAUAAUAUUUCAUUUUUCUGAAAGCUGAGGAUAGAAAUAUUAUCUGUGUUUGUAGGUGGCGUGAAGCAGAGAGUGUUCCAGGCUGAGGCUUCCUGCUCCUUAAAAUAACUGAAUGAUGGAUACAGAGAAGUUGGUCUCGUGUUAUGAAUAAUGAAUAUUUGAUAGGAUUGAAGCUGUAACUUCACCAUAGAGAACAAUAAAAAGACUCGUAGUCCCUUGAGGAACAUUGAAGUAAAUUACACUCAACCCGCAGUAGAGUCAUAAAGCGUCGUGUCAGCAGAAUUAACUGUGAAAUGAUUCUCAUUCAUUUGCAGCUCUGAGGUGAACAGUGACAGAGGAUUAUGGAAAUAUGGAAAUAUUACAGAGACAUGAUAACUGAGUGUGUGAGAAGUUUAUUUGUUGUGAAGCUGCAGACGAUGCUUCAUAUUAAAUGACAGAUGCUUCAUAAGGAAAAAAUAAGGUCUGCAGGUUACAGCAGAAUUAUAUAUAUAAAUAUAUUGAGAUUAUUAUAAGAUUUUUCAUCUCUUUCCAUCUUGUUUGUUUGAGUUUGUCCUCUGGGGAAAGAAGAAUGAAGAGUGGAGGAACAUCUACAUUUUCCCUCGUUAACCUUUAACAGAAAAUGACAUUAAAUACUUGAUUUAAACAAACAUUUAAUCAUGGAAAUAACCAGAAUAAUCUGAAGAGGAGCACCAACGCUCAUCAGGUUAUUUGUACAAGUGAAAUAUCAGUGACCUGAUCAGAACCCUGUUCUUCUGGAGGAUCUUGGACUCAAAGGAAGCUUCAGGAGCGAACUGGCGAAGACGGUGUGGACCCUCAGAUGAGUGGCCAUGUCGGACCGGAGCGCCCCGGGCUGCCGGCUCAGACUGGACUGGGUCUAUGGGUACCGGGGCCACCAGUGCCGCAAUAACCUGUACUACACGGCCGGGAAGGAGGUGGUGUACUUCGUGGCCGGGGUCGGCGUGGUUUACAACACCAGAGAGCACAGCCAGAGGUUUUACCUGGGGCACAACGAUGACAUCAUCAGCCUGGCGUUGCACCCGGAGCGCUCCCUGGUGGCGACGGGUCAGGUGGGGAAGGAUCCCUACGUGUGUGUGUGGGACUCCUUCACCGCCCAGACUGUGUCCCUGCUCCGUGACGGACACACGCACGGCAUCGCCUGCCUCGCGUUCAGUGCUGACGGACAGCGGUUAGCCUCGAUCGGCCUGGAUGCCAAGAACACAGUGUGUAUCUGGGAGUGGAAGCGAGGAAAGAUCCUGGCUACAGCCACCGGACACUCGGACAGGAUUUUCGACGUCUGCUGGGAUCCGUUUCAACAAAACCGUCUGGUGAGCUGCGGAGUCAAACACAUCAAGUUCUGGUCUCUGUGUGGAAACUCUCUCACCGCAAAGCGAGGGAUUUUCGGGAAGACGGGCGACUUGCAGACCAUCCUGUGCGUGGCGUCUGCUAAAGAUGACCUCACGUACUCCGGGGCGCUCAACGGGGACAUUUAUGUCUGGAAGGGACUCAGCCUGAUACGAACCGUUCAGGCGGCUCACGGGGCCGGAAUCUUCAGCAUGUAUUUCUGUGAGGAGGGUUUCGCCACAGGAGGCAGAGACGGCUGCAUCCGACUGUGGGAUGUCGACUUUAAACCAAUCACCAAGAUCGACCUGCGAGAGGCGGAGCAAGGCUACAAAGAUCUGUCUAUUCGCAGCGUCUGCUGGCGAGCCGACCGGAUCCUGGCAGGAACGCAGGACAGCGAGAUCUUUGAGGUGAUGGUGAGGGACCGGGACAAGCCGCUGCUGAUCAUGCAGGGACACAGCGAGGGCGAGCUCUGGGCGCUGGACGUUCACCCCAAAAAACCUCUGGCUGUCACCGGCAGCGACGACCGCUCCGUCAGGUUGUGGAGUUUGGUGGAUCAUGCCCUUAUCGCUCGCUGUAACAUGGAGGAGGCGGUGCGGAGUGUGGCAUUCAGCGUGGACGGAUCCCAGCUGGCUCUGGGUAUGAAGGACGGAUCCUUCACUGUGCUGAGAGUCAGAGACAUGACGGAGGUCGUUCACAUCAAAGACAGGAAGGAGGUGAUACACGAGAUGAAGUUUUCUCCAGACGGAGCGUAUAUCGCUGUCGGCUCCAACGACGGACUGGUGGACAUCUACGCUGUCGCACAGAGAUACAAGAAGGUGGGAGAAUGCUGUAAAUCCUCCAGUUUCAUAACUCACCUGGACUGGACUCUGGACAGCAAGAUCCUGCAGAGCAACGACGGAGCUGGAGAACGACUCUUCUACCGGAUGCCAAUGGGGAAGCACAUUGUCAGUAAGGAGGAGGUCAAAGGUCAACGCUGGGCGUCAUGGAGUGGCGUCCUGGGCUCAGAGGUCUGUGGCAUCUGGCCUAAAUACUCAGAUCUAACCCAGAUCAAUGCCGUGGACGCCAAUCACUCUGCCGCCGUGCUGGUUGCCGGAGACGACCUCGGCCUUGUGAAGCUCUUCCGCUUCCCCUGUCUGAAGAAAGGAGCCAAAUUCAAGAAGUACAUCGGCCACUCUGCCCACGUGACCAACGUCCGCUGGUCACAUGACCUGCAGUGGGUGCUGACCACAGGUGGGGCCGACCACGCCCUCUUCCAGUGGAGGUUUCUGCCCGAGUCAGUGAUGAACGGAGGACAGGACGUCAACAUACAAGAGAGUCAUGGAGACUCCAACAGCGAGGAGUCCGACAGCGACGUGUCGGACGUCCCGGAGCUCGACUCAGACAUUGAGCAGGAAACACAGAUCCACUACGACCGACAGGUGUACAAGGAGGACCUGCCUCAGUUGCGGCAGCAGAGCAGAGAGAAGAAGCAGCAGGUCGGAUCUCUGAAGAGGCAGCGAGGACCGGACCAGGGUCUCCGGCUGCAGUUCGUUCACGGGUACCGUGGUUAUGACUGCAGGAACAACUUGUUCUACACUCAGGGUGGGGAGGUGCUGUAUCAUGUGGCGGCGGUGGGCGUGGUCUACAACCGGCAGCUGCACAGCCAGCGCUUCUACCUCGGCCACGACGACGACAUCCUCAGCCUCAGCAUCCACCCGCUGAAGGACUACGCUGCUACAGGACAGGUGGGACGGGAUCCAGCCGUCCAUGUGUGGGACAUCCAGACCAUGAAGUGCCUCUCGUUACUGAAGGGAUUUCACCAGAGAGGAGUGUGCGCUCUGGACUUCUCAGCUGAUGGAAAGAGUCUGGUCUCGGUGGGAGUCGAUGACGGACACUCGAUCGUCAUCUGGGACUGGAAGAGAGGAGAGAAACUCGCCACUGCCAGGGGUCAUAAGGAGAAGAUAUUUGUGGUGAAGUGUAACCCCCUGCUGAUGGACAAACUGGUCACCGUGGGAAUCAAACACAUCAAGUUCUGGCAGCACGCAGGUGGCGGUCUGACCUCCAGGCGUGGUGUGUUCAGGAGCGUCAGUCGGCUGGAGACCAUGAUGUCGGUGUGCUACGGCCGCACCGAGGCGCUGGUGUUCACCGGAGCCGCCACCGGAGACGUUUACAUCUGGAAGGAGCCGCUGCUGAUGAAAACUGUGAAAGCUCACGAUGGACCGGUGUUCGCCAUGUUCUCCCUGGACAAGGGCUUCGUGACCGGCGGGAAGGACGGCGUGGUGGAGCUGUGGGACGACAUGUUUGAUCGCUGCCUGAAGACCUACGCCAUCAAGAGAGCGUCUCUGUCUCCAGGCUCCAAAGGCCUGCUGCUGGAGGACAACCCGUCCAUCAGAGCCAUCACUCUGGGUCAUGGUCACAUCCUGGUGGGAACCAAAAACGGAGAAGUUCUUGAGAUUGACAAGACUGGACCCAUGACUCUGCUGGUGCAGGGUCACAUGGAGGGUGAAGUCUGGGGUCUGGCCCCCCACCCUCUCCUCCAUAUCUGUGCCACCGUCAGCGACGAUAAAACCCUGCGACUGUGGGAGACGUCAGCCAAUCACCGCAUGGUCGCCGUCCGCAAGCUGAAGAGAGGUGGCCGCUGCUGCGUCUUCUCUCCUGAUGGCAAGGCGUUGGCGGUCGGUCUGAGUGAUGGCGGCGUCCUGGUGGUGAACGCUGACACGCUGGAGGAUCUGUUGAGCUUCCACCAUCGCCGUGACGCCAUCUCUGACAUCCGCUUCACCCCAGACUCUGGAAAGUUCCUGGCGGUGGCGUCACACGACAGCUUCGUGGACAUCUACAACGUGCUGAGCAGUAAGAGAGUGGGGAUCUGUAAAGGAGCGUCCAGCUACAUCACACACAUCGACUGGGACGCUCGAGGUAAACUGCUGCAGGUCAACACAGGAGCUAAAGAGCAGCUUUUCUUCGAAGCCCCAAGAGGAAGAAGGCAAACGAUCAAGAACGAUGAGCUGGAGCGGAUGGACUGGUCCAGCUGGACGUGCGUUCUGGGUUCAAGCUGUGAGGGAAUCUGGCCGACGCACAGCGACAUCACCGACGUCAACGCCGCGUCGCUCACCAGAGACCGAGCACUGCUCGCCACCGGAGACGACUUCGGCUUCCUCAAGCUGUUCAGCUACCCCGUCAGAGGUCAGUACGCUCGUUUUAAGCGUUACGUAGGCCACAGCGCUCAGGUGACCAACGUCCGCUGGGCUCAGGAUGACUCCACCCUACUGACGGUGGGCGGGGCUGACACCGCCCUGAUGAUCUGGGCGAGGGAACGAGGAGGCGUGGCCGGUGGGGACGGGGAGGGGCCUUUGUUACGCGACAACCGACCCCUUGUGGACAGUGAGGAGUCGGACGACGACACCGAGGAGGAUGGAGGCUACGACAGUGACGUCGCCCGAGAGAAGACGGUGGAUUACAGCACCAAGAUUUAUGCCGUCAGCAUCCGAGAGAUGAAGGGAACCAAACCUCAUCAACAGCUGAAGGAGCUGUCUGCUGAGGAGAGGCAGGGCAUUGUCAAGCCGCCAGUGAGUCGAGCGGCGCCGCAGCCGGAGAAACUCCAGAAGAACAACGUGUCCAAGAAGAAGAGACUAGUCGAGGACCUGGUCUUGGAUCACGUGUUUGGUUUUCGAGGCUUCGAUUGUCGUAACAACCUGCACUACCUCAACGACGGCUCCGAGAUCGUCUAUCACACCGCCGCCACGGCCAUCGUCCACAGCCUCACCACCGGAACUCAGAGUUUCUACCUGGAACACACUGACGACAUCCUCUGUCUGACCGUCAACCAGCACCCGAAAUACAAAAACACCAUCGCUACCGGACAGAUCGGUGACGUCAGUGAACUCCCAGGCGCCACACCUUCCAUCCACGUGUGGGACGCCAUGAGCAAACAGACCCUCUCCAUCCUGCGCUGUCCUCACGCUAAAGGCGUCGGCUACGUCAACUUCAGCGCCACGGGGAAGCUGCUGCUGUCUGUCGGCGUGGAAUCUGAACACACCAUCACUGUGUGGCGCUGGCAGGAAGGAUCCAAGGUGUGCAGUAAAGGCGGACACCCGGACCGGAUCUUCGUGGUGGAGUUUCGGCCGGACUCGGACUCCCAGUUCGUGUCAGUGGGAAUCAAACAUGUGAAGUUCUGGACGCUGGCCGGUGGUGCUCUGAUGUACAAAAAGGGCGUGGUGGGGACCGUGGAGGACGGCAGGAUGCAGACGAUGCUGUCCGUCGCAUUCGGAGCCAAUAACCUGACGUUCACCGGAGCCAUUAACGGGGACGUGUAUGUGUGGCGGGACCACUACCUGCUGAGGGUGGUGGCGAAGGCUCACACCGGGCCCGUCUUCACCAUGUACACCACGCUGAGGGACGGCCUCAUCGUCACCGGUGGCAAGGAGAGGCCGACGAAGGAGGGCGGUGCCGUGAAGCUCUGGGAUCAGGAGAUGAAGCGCUGUCGAGCGUUCCAGCUGGAGACGGGACAGCAGGUGGAGUGUGUCCGGUCCGUCUGCCGAGGAAAAGGGAAGAUCCUGGUGGGGACGAAGGACGGGGAGGUCAUCGAGGUCGGAGAGAAGAACGCGGCGUCCAACCUGCUGCUGGACAGUCACGCUCGGGGGGGAAUCUGGGGUCUGACCACUCAUCCUGUUAAAGACCUCUGCGUCACCGCCAGCGACGACGCCACCAUUAGACUGUGGGACCUCACGGACAAGAAACUGUUGAACAAGGUGUGUGUCGGCCACGCCGCUCGCUGUGUGACCUACAGCUCUGACGGAGAGAUGCUGGCAGUGGGGAUGAAGAACGGCGAGUUCCUCCUCCUCCUCGCCAACACGCUCAAGAUGUGGGCGAAGAAACGAGAUCGCAGCGUCACCAUCCAGGACAUCCGGUUCAGUCCGGACCGGCAGCUGUUGGCCGUCGGUUCCGUGGAGAACACGGUGGAUGUGUACGAUGUGAGCGGAGGACCGAGUCUGAACCGACUGGUUUACUGCAGCGACAUCCCUGCUUUCAUCCUGCAGCUCGACUUCUCUGCUGACAGCUGUUACAUACAGGUGUCCACAGGAGUUUAUAAGCGGCAGGUUUUCGAGGUUCCUUCAGGGAAGUUGAUAAACGACCAGACCGUCAUCGACAGAAUCACGUGGGCGACCUGGACCAGUAUUCUGGGAGAUGAGGUUUUAGGGAUCUGGCCUCGAAACGCAGACAAAGCCGACGUGAACUGUGCCUGCGUCUCUCACGCCGGCAUGAACGUCGUCACCGGCGACGACUUUGGAUUGGUCAAACUGUUCGACUUCCCCUGCACAGAGAAGUUUGCCAAACACAAGCGCUACCUCGGCCACUCGGCUCAUGUGACCAACAUCCGCUUCUCCCACGACGACAAAUACGUGAUCAGCACAGGAGGAGACGACUGCAGUGUGUUUGUGUGGAAAUGUCUGUGAACGCACAGAUUUCUGCCGUUCGCUGACGCUUUGAUCCAGAGCGCCUUAAGAGCACCACAAGUGGAUCCAGGGGGAAUCGAACCCACAACCUGAGCCACCACCGACCUUUUUCUUGGUGACAGGGCGGAGGACUACAGACUGCUGCCGGCCCAUCGAUCCACGGCACGUGAUGGGUCACAUGAUGGGUCACAUGAUGGGUCACAUGACACACAACGAAACCACGAAGAGGUGACAAAGAAAGAGAAGAUUCCUCAGAGAAAACAUCAGAUGGUUUUGAUGAAAACUUUCUUGCUCGGUUACAGUUCGAAUCUCACACAAUCAGCACAGUGACGGGAGGUUUCAUGUUCUGAUCCGAUUGACUCAGAACGUCCGUGUGUUUUUAAACAAACUGCGUCUCCGGGUCGUUCGCUGACGACGUGAAGAGAGGAACGUUCAGCUCCAUCUGUCUGAGCUGCUCAGACAAAAUGUGAAUCACUUUCUGACCUGGCUGCUUUUAUAAAAG